Molecule: messenger RNA, 561 nt
Organism: Effrenium voratum
Lineage: Eukaryota; Dinophyceae; Suessiales; Symbiodiniaceae
Source: the annotation of a GenBank genome assembly
AUGACCAACCGCAGCCGCGCGGACGCCGCGGCGGCGGCGCGCCAAUUCGCGGGCCAGAGCGGCGCGGAGGGCGUGGCGCCGCUUCUGCCCUCCGCAGAGCUGCGGCAGCGACUCGAGAAGGGCGAGGAGAUCGUGCUGGUGGAUGUGCGCUGUGCAGAGGAGCAGCAAGUGUCGAUGAUGCCUGGAGCAGUCACCAAGGAGCACUUCGAAUCUCAGGUGCUGCCCAAGCUUCGGCAAGAGCCGAAGGGAAGGCUGGUGGUGCCCUACUGUACGGCAGGCUUCCGGUCGGGUAUCUAUGCCAAAGAGCUGGUAAAGUAUGGCCUGAACGUGCGCAACGGCGAGGGGGUGGUCAUGUGGACUUUCGACGGCAAUGGCCUCGUGCGCCCCAGUGAGACAUCGCUGGUGAAGGAGGUCCAUGUCUUCGGCAAGCCAUGGGAUAUGGCGGCGGAGGGAUACUCUACCGUGUACUUCUCCCACGUGGGUGGCGCACUGCGUUUUUUGAAGCAGAAGUGCGAUUGCCUUGACUCGUGUUUGUUGGGCUGCUUCACGAGCAGGGCUUGA